Molecule: messenger RNA, 3628 nt
Organism: Entelurus aequoreus (snake pipefish)
Lineage: Eukaryota; Metazoa; Chordata; Actinopteri; Syngnathiformes; Syngnathidae
Product: oocyte zinc finger protein XlCOF22-like
Exons: 3
Coding region: 39-1499 (486 amino acids)
Biological process (GO): regulation of transcription by RNA polymerase II
Molecular function (GO): RNA polymerase II cis-regulatory region sequence-specific DNA binding; DNA-binding transcription factor activity
Source: RefSeq, a predicted model, not a curated record
GCGAAGCUUGUCGGGUGUGCUCGCUACAAGACAUCAACAUGUUGAAAGAGUUGGUGAAAGAGCGACUAAUGGCGGCAGCCGAUGAAAUAUUCGCGCUGUUUGAAAGCACGAUAACGUCGUACGAGGAGGAACUUUCUCGAACGAGAGAGGAGAAGGAGCGACAUCGACAACAACUGGAAGCUGCUCGCAAAACUCAAAUUGUGCUACACGUUGAAGACAUCCGGCAGCUGAGUGGUCGUCAAGAAGAAUGUCCCUUUAUACCACAGAAUGAAAGCUCCACUUUGAAGCAGGAGGAUCCACAGCCCCCCCACCUUAAAUACUGUAUCAGUCAGUCAGGAGAAGCGUGUCUUAUGGAGCCGCAGGAGGCUGAUCUCACCAACUUGCCUCUGACUGGUUUCUCUGUGAAGACUGAAGACCAUGAAGACACACCACAAGUUGGCAACCUCUUUGCUCCUCUAUCAGAUAGUGACGACAUAACGUCACACUUUGCUGAGGAUGAAAACGAGGACUACACCCAAGAACCUUUGAGCAGCGAUACAGACUGUGAGGGUGAUAUGAGGACUCACACUGACAACCAACACCCUGAAUGCUCUGAAAAGAAGACAGACGUCCGGCAGCUGAUUGGUCAUCAAGAAGAAUAUCCCUUUAUGCCACAGGACGGAAGCUCCACUUUGAAGCAGGAGGACCCACAUCCCCCCUACAUUAAAGAAUGUAGCAGUCAGUCAGGAGAAGAGUGUCUUCUAAGGCUGCAGGAGGCUGAUCUCACCAUCUUGCCUCUGACUGGUUUCUCUGUGAAGACUGAAGACCAUGAAGACAAACCACAAGGUGACAACGUCUUUGCUCCUCUAUCAGACGACAUGACAUCACACUCUGCUGAGGAUGAAAACGAGUACCACACCCAAGAACCUUUGAGCAGCCAUACAGACUGUGAGGGUGAUAUGAGGACUCACACUGACAACCAACACCCUGAAUGCUCUGAAAAGAAGACAGGUAAAAAAAAUUUUACCUGCUCGUUUAAUGCUAAAAUGUUUUGUAAAAAAAGUAAUUAUGCUCAACACAUGAGAACACACACGCAAGAGAAACCUUUCAAAUGCUCAGUUUGCUGCAAUAGAUUUUCUCAGAAGGCCACUAUGAUUUUGCACAUGAGAACACACACAGGAGAAAAACCUUUCGAAUGUUCAGUUUGUGGCAAUACAUUUUCUCUGAGGCACAACCUGAAACUACACAUGAGAACGCACACAGGAGAAAAACCUUAUAUAUGCUCAGUUUGCUGUAAAAAGUUUUCCCAGAAAUCUAAUUUGACUGUACACAUGAGAACACACACGCAAGAAAAACCUUUCAGAUGCUCAGUUUGCUGCAAUACAUUUUCUCUGAAGGGCACUUUGACUGCACACAUGAGAACACACACGCAAGAAAAACCUUUUAAAUGUUCAUUUUGUGGAGAUACAUUUACUCAGCGGGCCAACCUGAAAUUUCACAUGAGAAAACACACAGGAUAAAAACAUUGCAGUUGUCCACUUUGUGAUGAAGGUUAUUCUGAAAAGCAAAGUUUGACAGCACAAACGUCGGCACACAACGGGGAAUAAAUGUGUUCCUGUCCAGUUUGUGCUCUAAGAUUGUCAAAUUGUAGAAGUAGAAUGUCUUGCAUGGAAAAUAGCAGUAGUAGAAGUAGCAAUAGUAAUAACAGUGUAUUUCUUUUUUUUAUACUUAAUAUUCAUUGGGAUUUGUAUAAUAUACAUAGACUUGAUUGGAAACAAAUAUAUACCGUAUUUUCCGCACUAUAAGGCGCACCUAAAAACCUCAAAUUUUGUCAAAAGCUGGCAGUGCGCCUUAUAAUCCAGUGCGCCUUAUAUAUGGACCAAUAUUGAGCCACAACAAACCUAAACUUCAUUUUCAUAAAGUUUAGGUCUCCUGAACUACGGUAAACAGCCGCCAACUUCUUUUUCCCCCGUAGAAGAAGAAGCACUUCUUCUUCUACGGUAAGCAGCCACCAACUUCAUUUCCCCCCGUAGAAGAAGAAGUUCUUCUUCUAUGGUAAGCAGCCGCCCCCGUAGAAGUAGAAGAAGAAGCGCGCGGUGCAUGCUGGGAUAUAUGACGUUUCAUUUCCAUUUGUGUGUUUAUGUAAAGACCCCAAAAUGGCUCCUAUUAAGAGACACGCUUACGACGUUUAAACUCAAGGCGAUCAGUCACGCAGUAGAACACGGAUGACAGAAGGCGAACACACGUUCACCAAGACAGGGAGACAGCGCCGGAUGACAUACGCCACUAUCUGCCAUGGAUCGUAAAUGCCUGGGCUGAUAUAUCAGUCUCAACUGUGGUCCGAGCUUUCAGGAAGGCAGGAAUUGUCACUGAACUGCUAGACAACAGCAGCGACACUGACUCCAUUAAUGACGACUGUUUAAUUCGGACACUGAAGAAGAAGAAUUUGAGGGAUUCGUGGAUGAGGAAUAACUUCAUAAAGUGAGCUUUACAUUUUUAUUUUGUGUGUUGUGUUGUGUGACAUUAACAUUUGAGCAACGUUGAGCUAUUGAUAUAUUGUUAUUGCUCUGCACUUUUUCGAGUGUUACUAUAUUGUGAUUGCACUAACGUUUGAUUUACCGUAACACGAGUAAAUCAGCUGUUUAUUCGUUUUGGGAGUGAACAGAGUUGUCAGAACGCUGGUUUGUAAUCUAUUAAUAAAGUUUGACUAAACUAUCUGACUGUUUUGUUGACAUUCUCUUUAGCGCAGCUCCGUCUAAUGGAUGCAUAGGUGCGCCUUAUAAUCCGGUGCGCCUUAUAUAUGAACAGAGUUUUGAAAUAUGCCAUUCAUUGAAGGUGCGCCUUAUAAUCCGGUGCGCCUUAUAGUGCGGAAAAUACGGUGGGUAUCUAAACAAAACAAAAAAAGUAGUAUAAUUACAUUUUGUUUAUAAUUCAAUAAAUACUUAAAAAAUAAAUAAAAACAAUCAUAGAUAAAUGUAACAAAACAUGCUUGAGGGAUCAAUAUAUGUUUUCUUUACACUAGGUUUCUUAUCAUCUAAAAGGUGGUUCUUUACUGUCAUGUCUGUGUGAUCAUGUUUUGUUUAAGUUAUGUUCUGCUUGGUUUUGGACUCUUUUUAGUUCCUGCUUUUCACUCCCUUGUCUUGGUUACCCAUUAGUUUCACCUGUUCCACGUUUGGACUCAUUGUGCACUCUUGUUUGUCACCAUAGCAACCCAUUAGUUUUCACCUGUCCUCACGACUCACGCACCUGUCUUUAAUCACUAUUUAACCCUGUAGUUGCCAGGCAGUCAGCCUGGCGACAUCACACACUCCUGACACUCUGUUUCAUGUCCAUCGUUCAUGCUGCUCCUUUCGUCCGCAAGUAAGUUAUUGUUUAUUAAGGCCAUAGUUAGCAAGUUUUGUUUUCUGUCCAUAGUUUACGCCAAAGUGGUAGUUUUCUUUUUCAUAGCCAAGUUUUAUACCUCCGCUGUGAGCGUCUUUUGUUUGUACUUUUUUGAGUAAAUUAAAUCAUGUCAUUACCUUCACGUCGUGUGCGCUCCAAAUCCUUUGCACCAUGGGAAAACAAACCACACCCUGGUCCUCGUCUUGACAUUUACCAAGAAUAAGUAUUUUGAUUUUUUUUUUUCUAAAUAAAUGAUCCACUUCAACCA